CGGGAUCCCUCGGGGGGCAGCGCCGACCCUUCCUCCCCGGCCCGGGGGAGCGGCCCGAGGGUCCCGGUGCCGGGGGGAAGGAGGAGGAGGAGGAGGAGGAAGGAGCGGCGGACAUUUCGUGGCGGCUCCGCCCGGCGGGGCGGGACGGACCGGGGCGGCCAUGGCGGAGCGGGGCCGAGGACAGAGUCCGAGCGCCAUGGAGGACCUGCUGGAUGUGGAGAACAAGCGGAUGGCCGACAGCCUGGCCAGCAAGGUCACCAGGCUGAAAUCCCUGGCUCUGGAUAUCGACAAGGAUGCUGAGGAACAGAACCGCUACCUGGAUGGCAUGGACUCGGAUUUCCUCAGUGUGACGGGGCUGCUGACGGGCAGCGUGAAGCGCUUCUCCACCAUGGCGCGCUCCGGGCGGGACAACCGCCGGCUGCUCUGCGCCGUGUCCGUGGCCCUCAUCCUCAUCUUCUUCAUCCUCUACUACCUGGUGACCAGGGCGGGCACCUGAGCCGGGCUGGGCAGGUGUCACAGGGCCCCGAGCCGGGCAGGCACCACAGGCCGGACCCACGGCACCCACAGGCCUGUCCACACCUUCCCGGGAGGAGCCUCCAGCCAGACCUUCUCCUUCCAAGUGACUCUUCCUCCCACCAGCUCCUCGUGUCGCUCCGGCUGGGCCCAGACGGCUCUUCCAAAGCAAGAACAUUUGUCUCCAAAGGGAUCCCCGUGUCUAACAGGGAUUUGGGGCUGUGACCUCCUGCCUCGUUCGUGUGCCGCGGGCUGUUCUCAAGGGCCACUUCCCCGUCACCUCCCUCACCGAGCCUGGGAACUGCUGAGGUGGGGCUCACAAAUCCAGGGACUUGUUCAUACCCUGAGGUUUUGUCACCCAGCUGAACUUCGGGAGCUGUAGGGUUUAGGAUGCUGAUUUAUGGGGUUUGGGAGUGCCAGUGAUUUAACAUUCCGCGUGGCCGCUCUCAGUUUCCCCGAGACUUGCAGAACUUAUCCUUGGUGUCCCUGGGCUGAAAGGAAACCUGUGCUGCUUUGGGAUGGAAUUAGUGAUGGAUCUGGGCCUGGAUACUCUCAGGUCGCUGCAGGGAAGAGCUGCAGAGGAGCAGAACUUGGAUUAAAUCCUGGCUUGGCCCUCUUUAUCUUCCUUGGUCCAGUUAAUUUUGGUUGUUGUGGCACCCUGGUUUUGGAGCACUCCGGGGAGAUGCUGUGCCAAUGAAGCAGAGGUUGAGGUGAGGUGGAAUUCCCCCACAGUGGGAGUCCAGGAUGGAUUUGCUGAUUUGUUUUAUGAAUUUAGAAGGUACCAGAGGAACCCCUGCCUUGCCCUGGGGGGUGUCUCUGGUUAUUUGCCUCUCUCUCCCUGUAACAACCGGGGCCCAGCCAUUCCUCUUCCUCUGAUUUAGUCUCUCUUUUGCCUCACCAUGGGUGGCUGGGUGUUCCCUUUGCCUUCUCUCUCUUCCCAUCGGGAAUUCCUUUGUCCUGGAGCUAAGGUGCCUGCAAAAGGAAUGCUGUCCCUUGUACCAAACUGCUCACAAAACAUACCUUGGCUGGAUUAGGUGUGUUCUUUUCCACAUUUGGCAAAAAUCCUGCAGGGAAAGCAAGGAGAAAGGGAGGUGGCAGAGACUGGUUCUUCCUGCUUCCCUGGUGUGUGGCAGCUCCAGGCUCCUUCCCUUUGGGAAGAAUCGAUGGCCUCUAAUUCCUGGAGCAGGCGACUCCUGACAAAAGGCUGCUGGAGCAGCUGGGGGGGGUUCCUGCUGUAAAUAAAGCUGAUUUUAGACCUUCUA
Molecule: messenger RNA, 1775 nt
Organism: Lepidothrix coronata (blue-crowned manakin)
Lineage: Eukaryota; Metazoa; Chordata; Aves; Passeriformes; Pipridae
Gene: BET1L
Product: Bet1 golgi vesicular membrane trafficking protein like
Exons: 4
Coding region: 161-496 (111 amino acids)
Biological process (GO): retrograde transport, endosome to Golgi; regulation of retrograde vesicle-mediated transport, Golgi to ER
Cellular component (GO): Golgi trans cisterna; SNARE complex
Molecular function (GO): SNAP receptor activity
Source: RefSeq, a predicted model, not a curated record